Messenger RNA from Papaver somniferum (opium poppy), 1486 nucleotides. Its product is annotated as wall-associated receptor kinase 5-like. Lineage: Eukaryota; Viridiplantae; Streptophyta; Magnoliopsida; Ranunculales; Papaveraceae. Gene Ontology annotation, molecular function: protein serine/threonine kinase activity; ATP binding. Gene Ontology annotation, cellular component: plasma membrane. The transcript has 2 exons. Gene Ontology annotation, biological process: cell surface receptor signaling pathway; protein phosphorylation. Bases 83 to 1435 code for a protein of 450 amino acids. The record is from RefSeq and is a predicted model, not a curated record.
UAGAGGUAAUUGCUACAACACACAAGGGAGCUACAUAUGUUCUUGCAACAAGGGAUAUACUUCUAGAGUCAGAGAUGAUAAUAUGACAGAUUGCAUUCACAGCAAUCCUCUUGAGAGCUCAAAUAGUCAGCAUAAAAACCUUAACAACAUUGUUGUUGGAGCCUGCCUUGACUUAUUUCUUCUACUUAUGAGUCUUCUGACUGGCUUAUGGAUAUACUGGGGAUAUAAAAAACGAAAGCACAUGGAAGUCAGAGAGGAAUUCUUCAAGAAAAAUGGUGGUUUGAUUUUAAACCAACUACUUGAUGAAAGAGAAGAGGACAUCGAGACUAGUAGAUAUGUCAAAGGAGAAAAGAAGCAUCGAUCAAUUGCUAAAAUAUACACCGAGCAGGAGCUGACAAAGGCGACCAAUAACUAUCAUGAAAGUCAAAUUCUUGGCCGCGGAGGGUUUGGCACGGUGUAUAAAGGAACCUUAUCUAAUGGCGAAGUGGUUGCUAUUAAGAAGACAAAAAUAGUUGAUAUGGACCAAAAUGAGCAAUUCAUAAAUGAAAUUGCUGUUCUAUCACAAAUCAAUCACAAAAAUGUGGUUCAGCUCUUGGGUUGUUGUCUAGAAAGCGAAGUUCCUCUGCUAGUUUAUGAGUAUAUUGCGAACGGGACCCUUCACCAACAUCUACAUGAACGUCGUGAAGGUUCUGUUACUCUUUCAUGGGAAAAUCGUUUGAGGAUAGCCUCAGAAGUUGCAGGAUCAUUAGCCUACUUGCACUCUGAAGCUUCCAUACCCAUAAUCCACAGAGAUGUCAAAUCAGGUAACGUACUUCUAGAGGAUGAUUUCAAAGCGAAAGUCGCAGAUUUUGGAGGUUCGAGGUUGAAUCCUACCAAUGAGGCUCAGUUAAGCACAGUAGUUCAAGGUACAUUUGGGUACUUAGAUCCAGAAUACAUGCAAUCAAGCCAACUGACAGAUAAAAGCGACGUUUACAGCUUUGGCGUUCUUCUUGUGGAAUUGAUAACCGGUGAAGCUGUACUUUCUAAAGACAGACCUGAAGAGGAUAGGAAUCUGGCUAGUUAUUUUCUUUCUUCUAUGAAAACCAACAGAUUAUUUGCGAUUCUUGAUGAAAGUUUGGUAAAGAAUGACAUUGAAAGAGUCGGUAGUGUAGUUGGGCACCAACAAAUUCAAGAAAUGGCUGAACUAGCACAAAAAUGCUUAAGAAUGAAGGGAGAAAACAGAACUUCAAUGAAAGAAGUAGCAAUAGUGCUGCACGGAAUAACAAGGGUGUCGUCAAACCACCCUUGGGUCUUGGAUGAUGAGGAAGGUGCAACAAGCAAAGAAGAACGCAUGCUCUUGUUAGAAUCAGCUGAAUUACUAUCUUACACAGACAGCAUAUCAACAAUUGGUGAUAGCAGCAAAGGGAUAUCGGAAUAUCAAACAGAGGGGCGUUAACAUAUAAAUCCAGCAUUCUAGCCCAUUUUGGCCCACUAUAUAAACACUGCA